Messenger RNA from Sclerotinia borealis F-4128, 1593 nucleotides. The record is from the annotation of a GenBank genome assembly. Lineage: Eukaryota; Fungi; Ascomycota; Leotiomycetes; Helotiales; Sclerotiniaceae.
AUGGAAUACACCACGGGUACAAUCUUGGGGUAUUCUACCAGCUCAACAGUUCUAACUAUAUUGGCCUCAUAUGUCGUUUAUCUCAUCGUUGGUGGUUUGAUUCACUCACAUCGUCUUCGCAUCAAAGCUAAGAAGCUCAAUUGUGAAGCCCCUCCUGCCUUGAAGAACAAUCUUCCUUUAGGUAUUGACCAGGUGACUCGUGCUCUUAACACUCUCGCAUCCAAGACUUUUCCUCCAGAUAGUGAACGGAAGUUUCAAGAAGUAAAUGCUCUCACGUAUGGAAAUUCGAUUCUUGGCAACGCUGGCUUCGCAACCAUCGACGAGAAUAACAUCAAAGCCAUGCUCGGGAUACAAUUUCCCGACUUCGACUUGGGUGCACAGAGAAUCGAUAACUUUCUGCCAUUCCUAGGUCCUGGUAUCUUCGCACAAGAUGGGAAAGAUUGGGAACGAUCGAGAGCACUCAUGAGACCACAAUUCGCGCGGGACAAUCUAAGUGAUUUGGAGAUGGAGGAGAGGCAUAUGCAGGUUUUAUUGAAGGCUUUGCCUGAAACGACACAAGAUGGUUGGUUGGGCGAAGUGGAUAUUCAGCCAUUACUCUUUCGAUUCACAUUAGAUACAGCAACGGAGUUUCUGUUGGGUCAGAGCGUCGAGAGCCAGCUUGCGGGGAUCAAGACUGCUUCUGGUAUGAAGAGCGAAGAGACAGAUGUAGAGGCUUUUGCGAGGGAGUUCGAUGUUGGCACUAGGGCCAUGGCGAAGAGAUCGAGAUUUGCUCCGUAUAGUUGGUUGAUAUGGCCACGCGGAUUCAGGAAGGCUAUCUCAACUUGCCAUCGAGUCAUUGAUGGAAUAGUUGCCGAACAUCUAGAAAAAGUCAAGCCUGCAGGAGAAACCAAGAAGUACGUCUUUUUCGAAGCCUUGGCAGAACAAACACGGGAUCCGAUAGAGCUACGCGUACAGGUAUUGAACAUUCUGCUCGCGGGCCGCGAUACAACUUCAUCCCUUCUCGGCUUUGCCAUUCUCACACUCGCCCGAGAUCCCAUCCGAUACCAGAAAUUGCGGGAAAUCAUCCUAAGCGAGUUUGGAACAUUCAAUGAUCCAAAGAAUAUCACGUUCGCGCACAUCAAGAAUUGUAAAUAUCUUCAGUGGGUGUUGAAUGAAACUCUGAGAUUGUAUCCGCUAGUGCCAUGGAACUUUAGAGUGGCGAAUAAAGAUACGACGUUACCGCGUGGUGGGGGCAAAGAUGGAAAGAGCAAGGUUUUCGUGAAAAAGGGUUCUAUGGUUGAAUAUAGUGUGUAUGCGUUGCAUAGGCGAGUGGAUAUUUGGGGCAAGGAUGCAAAUGAGUUUAAGCCGGAGAGAUGGGAUGGUAGAAAGGGAGGCUGGGAAUACUUGCCGUUUAAUGGGGGUGCCCGUAUCUGUAUCGGACAACAAUAUGCACUUACGGAGGCCAGCUUCUUCAUAAUCAGAUUAUUGCAGAAGUUUGAUGCAAUGGAGAGUGUGGAUACGGAGGAUGUCACGUUCAAUUUGACGUUGACUAUGUGUAGUGGGAAUGGGGUUAAGAUUAAGUUGCAUGAGGCGGAGGCGGAAGCAGAGGCGUAG